CAGCCACCCCGCCGCCCUCCUCCGGCUCGUCCUCCCGCACGCUCUCGACCGCCUCCGACUCCUCGACCGCGGACGCCCCAAUGACCAAAGAAGACGCGCGCAUUAUCUUCGGCAACAUCGCGGAAAUUGCCGUCUUCGCCGACAGCUUUUCCGAGCAGCUGGAAGAGGCGCUCGGCAGCAUCUUGGAAGGAGGUUCAGGCGAGGAUCGCGUUGGCGAACUCUUCCUCAAGAUGAUCCCGCAAAUGUUACCACUGUACAUGACCUACAUUCGCCGGCACCCGACCGCCCUCUCCCACCUGCAAUCUCUCCCGCAGACCGCCGCGCUCACCGCCUACCUCGCGCACACGCAGACGAUCGCCUCCUCCCUCACCCACGCUUGGGACCUUCCCUCGCUCCUGAUCAAGCCCGUUCAGCGCCUGCUAAAGUAUCCGCUCCUGCUUAGCACCAUCGUCGAGGAGACGCCGGAUGCCCACCCGGACAAAGCCGCACUCCGACGCGCAAAGGAGAAGUGCGAGGAGGCCGCGCGCGAGGUGAACGAGGGCCGGCGCCGGUACGAGGUCGUUCAGGAGGUGCUCAAAGGCCGGCCGGCCGCGCCGGGCGCCGCCGAUGCCAAGGACGGCGGUAAAGACGGGAAACGGGGCAAGCCCGGGGUGAGCGUCCCCGUCGGGCUCGCGGCCGCGGUUGCGCUCGGAAAGAUGAAGAACCUCAACCUCAAGUCGGCCCGGCCGAAGGAGGGCGCGGAGGAAGCCGAGCGGUGCGAACGCUACGAGCGCGAGAUCAAGGACGCCGCCGCCUUCCUCCGCGCGUUCGCCCGCCACGCCCUUGCGUGGGUCGACGCCGUCCGUGCCUCCCUCGCCGGGCUCCGCCAGUGGGCGCUUGGCUUCGCGCGCGUCAUUGGGCUCGCGGACGACGCAGAAAGCGAAUCGGAGGCGUUCGAUGCGUUCCUCGCCGUCGUCGGUGGUCGUCUCGUCCCGCUCGGCGCCACCUUCGAUGGCGUCCUUCGCCGCGAGCUCCUCGUCGACGCCGCCCGGCUGGUUGAUGCUACCCGCAACCCUCUUCGACUCCUCGACGCGCUCCACACGCUCGAACCGCUCCAUUAUGGCCUGCUCAACAUGACCAUCGGGCCUAAGAGCCGGCCACCGCCGGCGCUCCUUGAGGCUAGCCAAAGCUACGUCGCGCUCAGGGAGCAACUCCUCCAGGAGCUGCCAGAUUACACGGCCUUGCUCCACCGCGGCAUCGUCUCCGUCGUGCUCAAGUUCGCGCACUGGCAGGCCGAGUUCUGGGGCGACGUGCACAUCAAGUGGGGCGAGCUCUGGGACGCAUUGCGUAUCGAAGACGAGGCGAACAAUGGCGCAGACGAGACGAUCCGCGUCUGGUGGAAUCGCUUCGCCGAGGUCGAAGGCGACGUCAACAUGCUCAACAUCGUCAACCCCCAGAAGCUGCACGAAGACCCCCGUCUGACUUACCACCACCUCCGC
This is a messenger RNA of Punctularia strigosozonata HHB-11173 SS5, 1478 nucleotides long. RefSeq names its product Dbl domain-containing protein. The record is from RefSeq and is a predicted model, not a curated record. Lineage: Eukaryota; Fungi; Basidiomycota; Agaricomycetes; Corticiales; Punctulariaceae. The annotation marks the transcript as partial. The transcript has 3 exons. Gene Ontology annotation, molecular function: guanyl-nucleotide exchange factor activity.